AUGUUCAUGCGAUUAAUCAUUCUUGAGUCCGACCGGCACUCGUUGUGGAUCAAGAUUGUGGGUAUUCUAUUAAUUACUGUACGAUUCGCCGACUGGCCAUACGAGUUGGCCUUUGUUACAAUCCAACAAAACAUCAUGAACCAGCAGAUCCAAAGCGGCGGCACCUGCUGGGCGCAAUGGGGCCAAGGGGUGAUCAUUGUAAACUUUGUUGGUGACGCACUGGCCAACCUCUUCUUGAGCGGGAUGUUUGUGCGGCGACUGUUUUUACACAUUCAGCUGUCCAAAAGGGCCAUGAGUCGUCAAAAUCGGCUCAUUGAAUACAUUGCCCGCAAAUCACUCAUGUGUUUGAUCUUCACCUUCGUCGUCAACUUGGCCAUGAACUUACUCAAAGUCACCACCUUUUUGGGCGAUCGAUCGGAUGCUUUUACUGUUUAUUUCCAGCUAAUUGAAUCAACGUUGUUAGUGGAAGCGCUUCGUGUCGAUUACACUCGAGUACCGAAUCAGGCGUUCUGUGAAAAUUGUGGCAUGGAGAUCCAGUUGCCGCCGUCGUCCAAGAGCAAU
Messenger RNA from Zychaea mexicana, 561 nucleotides. RefSeq lists its product as uncharacterized. The transcript has a single exon. The record is from RefSeq and is a predicted model, not a curated record. NCBI's taxonomy places the organism in Eukaryota, Fungi, Mucoromycota, Mucoromycetes, Mucorales, Lichtheimiaceae. The annotation marks the transcript as partial.